AUGGAAGUGGCCAGCUCUUUUUUCAUUGUUUGCUUCCAAGUUAUAGUUCUUAGCUUGUUCAGUUUAGCAUAUGCAGCGCCUAUAUCCGGAGGAAAUGACACUGAUCUACAAGCUUUACUACGGUUCAAAGCCAAUAUAAUUGGUGAUCAGCUCGGAGUUAUGGACUCUUGGAAUAGUUCCGUUCACUUCUGUCAAUGGCAUGGUGUUACAUGCAGUCGCAAGCUUCGGAGAGUUACCAAGUUGGAACUGCAGCUCCUAAAACUCUCCGGAUCUUUAUCACCAUACAUUGGAAAUUUAAGCUUUCUCAAGGAGUUGAAUCUUGAGGGUAACAGCUUCUACAAUCAGAUUCCUCAAGAAAUUUGUCGCUUAAGAAGAUUGGAAACUUUAGAACUGUCCAAUAAUUCCAUCACUGGUGAAAUUCCUUCCAAUUUAUCUGCUUGUUAUAAGCUUACAUGGGUCGGUAUGAGGGGCAACCAGCUAACAGGAGAAAUACCCGCUUCGCUGGGUCUCUUAUCAAACUUGAAAGUCUUGAGUUUUGCCAUCAACAGAUUGAGAGGAAGUAUACCACCUUCGUUGGGGAAUUUGUCAUCCUUAGAGAAACUUUCUUUGCGGACUAAUUCAUUAAGUGGGGUUAUACCUGAAGGUAUUGGACAAUUGACAAAUCUUUCAGUUUUCUCGGUAGAAGAAAAUGCAAUUUCAGGUACUAUUCCCUUCACAAUGUUCAAUCUCUCCAAUAUGAGAAGUUUUGAUAUUGGUGGAAACAAUAUUCAAGGUACUCUUCCUUCUGACUUAGCAAUCACUAUGCCAUAUCUUGAGUUCUUUUCUGCAUGGGAAAACCAAAUCUCAGGAAAAAUCCCGAUUUCUAUAUCGAAUGCCUCGAAUCUGCAUAUUCUUCAGCUUAAUGAGAAUAGACUUAUUGGAAACGUCCCUUCCUUAGAGAAGUUGGAUAAACUAGCUAAUCUUCUUCCAGGCACAAACCAUUUGGGAAAUGGAAGAGAAGGUGAUUUGAACUUUCUCUGCAGUUUAGUUAAUAAUACCAAAAUAGAAACAAUAGAUAUACAAACAAAUAAUUUUGGAGGGGAACUUCCCGAAUGCAUUAGCAAUUUUUCUAGCACACUUUUAUUUUUAGUAAUAGAAAAUAACAAAAUAUUGGGAAAAAUUCCCGAUGGGAUUGGAAAUCUCAUCAAUUUGCAGGUGCUACGGGUAUCACAAAAUCAACUAUCAGGUCCCAUUCCUCUCAACAUCGGGAGGAUCCAGAAGCUAAAGAGAUUUGACGCUCGUUAUAAUUUUCUCACUGGGACUAUUCCCCAUUCUAUUGGAAAUUUAACAGGGUUAACAUUUCUAGCUUUAGGAGUUAACAAUUUUCAGGGCAAUAUUCCUUCAAGUCUUGGACACUGCCAAAAUUUGCUUACAUUGGGUCUUUCUUACAACAAUCUUAGUGGAUCAAUACCCCCUCAAGUACUUGCACUUUCCUCCUUGUCCAUUUUACUAAACUUAUCAUCAAACUAUUUGACUGGUGAACUUCCCGUUGAAGUAGAGAAAUUGAAAAAUCUAGGUGAUUUGGAUGUUUCAAAAAAUAAGUUAUCUGGUUUGCUUCCAAACAGCCUUGGUAGCUGUGUGAGAUUAGAAAAGUUGUUUCUUGGUGGUAAUUUGUUCGAAGGGCCCAUUCCUUCAUCCAUGAGUUCAUUGAGAGGUCUUGCGGCACUGGAUGUAUCCGAUAAUAAUCUUUCAGGUGAGAUUCCUGAAUUUCUUGCAAGCUUUGGGGCACUAAAGUAUUUAAAUCUCUCAUUUAAUGAUUUUGAGGGAAUAAUACCAAGUGGAGGAGUCUUUAAGAAUUCAAGUGCUACAUUUGUUGAAGGGAACGAUAAGCUUUGUGGAGGCAUCACUGAGUUACACUUGUCAAGAUGUAACUCGGAAAAAUCAUCAAACACUUCUCUUCGUUUAAAACUUGUUAUUGUUUCUGUAAUUUUAGGAGUGACUUUGAUAUUCCUUUUUCUCCUUAUCAUGUUGUUUCGAAAGAAGAAAGAGCAUCAGCCAACAACAACUUGUGCAGAAAAUUCACUUUUACGGUUAUCAUACCAAAGCAUCCUAAGGGCUACUAACGGAUUCUCUACGCAGAAUUUGGUUGGUUUGGGAAGUUUUGGUUCCGUGUACAGAGGAAUUCUUGAAGAGACUGGAGAAGUUAUUGCAGUAAAGGUGCUUAAUCUUCUAAAUCAUGGAGCUUCGAGGAGUUUCUUAGCUGAAUGUGAGGUCUUGAAGAACAUUCGACAUCGAAAUCUUGUCAAGGUUUUAACAGCCAUUUCAGGUGCCGAUUAUCAAGGCAAUGAUUUUAAAGCCUUGGUUUAUGAGUUCAUGGUAAAUGGAAGUUUGGAGGACUGGCUGCAUCCACCUGCUGGAACCAAUGAACCAGAGACAAUAAGAAACCUGAACCUCUUCCAUAGACUUAAUGUGGCCAUAGAUGUUGCUCAUGCACUAGAGUAUCUGCACCAUCGUUCCCAAAUAUUGAUCAUUCAUUGUGACCUCAAGCCAAGCAAUAUUCUACUUGAUGCGGAAAUGGUUGCCUAUAUAAGUGACUUUGGCUUAGCAAAAAUCCUUUCUGCAGACAGGCUUAACUAUUCUGCUAGCCAAUCAAGCUCCCUUGGGUUAAGAGGAACUAUUGGUUAUGCUCCACCUGAAUAUGGCAUGGGAAGUGAGUUGUCAACAAAAGGGGAUGUGUAUAGCUAUGGCAUCCUCUUGCUAGAGAUGUUUACAGGGAAGAGGCCGACGGAUGAAAAGUUCAAAGAAGGUUUAAGUCUUCACAACUUUGUUAAGUCAGCUUUACCGGAUCGAGUGAUUGAGAUUUUAGAUCCCAUUCUUUUUGAAGAAAGAGUCCAACAAGAAACCCUCAAGGGAAAAUGUCUGAGAAAUGAAAUACAUCUUCAGUGCUUGAAUUUAAUAUAUGAAAUAGGACUCAUUUGUUCUGCUGAAUCACCAAGUGCGCGUAUGGACAUGAGUGAUGUUGUUACCAAGCUUUGUUCCAUUAGAGACAAGCUUUAUCCUACUUGAUUACAUCAUGAGGUUUCGAACUUAAAUAUGUCGCUCAAUCAACGGGUAAUAAUAUCUUCUUGUCGUACCAAGCUUGCAGGUAUCAAAGGUGUCGUAUGGAUGAACUUGAGAUGCUUAGGUCAAGCAAGGUGUUGGCUUUUUUCUUUUCUUCACAUUCCAUCUUGUGUUAAUGUCAGCUCUUUAUCAAUAAUUUGUCAAUGUAAUUUGUAUUAAUGUUUCAU
Molecule: messenger RNA, 3266 nt
Organism: Gossypium raimondii (Peruvian cotton)
Lineage: Eukaryota; Viridiplantae; Streptophyta; Magnoliopsida; Malvales; Malvaceae
Product: probable LRR receptor-like serine/threonine-protein kinase At3g47570
Exons: 3
Coding region: 1-3045 (1014 amino acids)
Biological process (GO): protein phosphorylation
Molecular function (GO): ATP binding; protein kinase activity; protein binding
Source: RefSeq, a predicted model, not a curated record